Messenger RNA from Prosopis cineraria, 3193 nucleotides. RefSeq lists its product as uncharacterized. Lineage: Eukaryota; Viridiplantae; Streptophyta; Magnoliopsida; Fabales; Fabaceae. Gene Ontology annotation, cellular component: nuclear pore. The record is from RefSeq and is a predicted model, not a curated record.
UAAAUGUCACGUUCCCGCACUCUUCUUCUUCCUUACAUGCCAUUGAUGCAGCCACGUUCAUCCGCUUCUCUCAACUACGACCAGACAGAUGCCGGCAGGGGAAAAGCACGAAGCCCAAUGUCCGCGAAAGUAAUUCUUCAAAGAAAAGCAAAUGUGUGAAUCCCGAGGGCCUUCUGCCAUUAUUAGCAGUUCUUGAAGACUGUGUAUAGAGGCGGAAGCAGAGAUAAAAGCUGUUUGUAGACCUUACUGGUUCUUCAAUGUCCGGAAAAGCAGCUGAAAGGGGUUCUCUCUCUUCUGUUCUUUAAUGGACGUGCUAGUACCCUCGUAAGAAUUGGGAACUUCUUCAUUAAUUGAUUUUUGAAGUGAUCUGAAGGCAUGAAAGAAGUUGAUAAGAGAAAGGCUUCAAGGAAUAGUCAGGCAAAGAGUUCUAGAAGAACUGAAAGGAGAGAGAAUAAAGUGCACCAAGAUAAUUCAUCCAAAACUGAGAAUGUAAAAGAAACUGAAUCAAAGACUAAGCCAACAGUACAUAAUUUUGUAAGUGAUUCAAACGCGACUUCAGAGACCUCUGAAACUUAUGAAAGCUUGGUUAUACAUUAUGUAGAUGAUGUCAACAGGUCUGACGAGGCACCUGUGGAGAUGAAAGUAAACGAAAUGGUUCCAAAAGAAAACAAGAAUGACGUGCUUGAUGAUCAUUCUAGUGAUAUGGAGAAAGGGCAAAAGGAAGGAAAUGAAGAGGUUUCAGAUACUGAGACGGUAAAGGAUUCGGUAUCUUCCCAAGGAGACUGUAUCAUAGUUGAGGAUGAAAAAAUAGAAAGAAUUUCAAGAGGUCCUAAAAGUAAGGCAAAAGUGAUUUCCUCAGAAGGUAAUCGUGGAUCAAGGGAGAGAACUAAUAGAAGGACAAAUACAGUGCAGAUGAAAGCAUCAAAUAAUAACAAUCAGAAGAAACCUGGAAACUCAAAUAGACGACCUUCUGGAGUUACUAACAAAAAUAACUCCUUGAACAAUAAGACUGCAAAAUUCCCUGCAAAACCUUCGUCAGAAUCUUCUGAUGGAGUAGAUGAAAAAACUGUCCAUGGGAUCAAGGAACUUGAUGUCCUAGAUGGAACCUCAAAUGGGACGCAGAGUUUAGCAAGUGAAGAUGAAAGUGAUGAAAAAACCGAAGCUCAAGAAAAUUAUGAACAUGAGGAGGUGGCAGCUUUGGAAUCAAAAAUUGAGGAAAUGGAAUCCAGAAUUGAAAAACUUGAGGAGGAGCUGAGAGAAGUUGCUGCUCUUGAAAUAUCACUUUAUGCUGUUGUACCAGAGCACGGGAGCUCAGCACACAAGGUGCACACACCUGCCCGACGCCUUUCUAGACUCUAUAUUAAUGCUUGUAAGCAUUGGACCCAAGACAGGCGGGCCACAAUUGCUAGAAAUACUGUUUCUGGCCUUGUUUUGGUUGCCAAAUCUUGUGGUAAUGAUGUUUCAAGGUUAAGCUUCUGGUUGUCAAAUGCCAUUGUACUGAGAGAAAUAAUUUCACAAGCAUUUGGGAAUUCAUGUCAGUCUAGUCCCCGGCGGCUAGCUGAGUCAAAUGGGAACCAUACUGCACCAAAAUGGAAAGGUAGCUCCAAUAGUAAACACGUGAAUGGCCUUCUGCAGUUUGCUGAAUAUUGGCAGGAUACGGGAACCUUCACUUCUGCAUUAGAAAAAUUUGAAUCUUGGGUGUUCUCUCGGAUAGUGGAGUCAGUAUGGUGGCAGGCUUUGACUCCAUACAUGCAGCCUCCAGUUGGGGUUUCCUCUGCAAAUAGAUCCGUUGGUUGGUUGUUGGGUCCUACCUUGGGUGACCAAAAGCAAGGAAGCUUUUCCAUCAAUCUCUGGAGAAACGCUUUUCAAGAUGCUUUUCAACUACUUUGUCCUGUUCGAGCAGCAGGGCAUGAGUGUGGGUGUUUGCCUGUACUGGCUAGAAUGGUAAUGGAACAGUGCAUAGGCAGACUAGAUGUUGCAAUUUUCAAUGCUCUACUGCGGGAGUCUGUCCACGAGAUUCCAACUGAUCCUGUAUCAGACCCUAUCGUGGAUUCAAAGGUUCUGCCAAUUCCAGCAGGAGAUUUAAGCUUUGGGUCUGGUGCACAGCUUAAAAAUUCUGUAGGAAAUUGGUCUAGAUGGCUUACUGACAUGUUUGGGAUGGAUGCUGAAGACUGUGCUCCUGAAGAUGAGAACUGUAAGGAUGACCGGCGGGGUGGAGAUGGUGAACCUCAAUCUUUUCCUCUCCUGAACGACCUGAGUGACCUCCUCAUGCUCCCAAAAGACAUGCUUAUGGAUAGGCAUGUCAGACAAGAGGUGUGUCCAUCUAUCACCCUUCCAUUGGUUAAACGGAUACUCUGCAACUUCACUCCGGAUGAGUUCUGUCCAGACCCUGUUCCCGGUGCUGUGUUAGAGGCACUGAAUGCUGAGUGGAUUGUGGAGAGAAGAUUAUCGGGAGACUCAACCAGAAGCUUCCCAUAUGCAGCUGCUCCGGUUGUGUAUAACCCUCCUUCCUCGGCUAAUGUGGCAGAGAAAAUUGGCGACGCAGGAGGCAAGUCUCACUUGGCCAGAAAUGCCUCAGCUGUUCAGAGGAGAGGAUAUACGAGUGAUGAGGAAUUGGAGGAACUGGAAUCUCCUCUUACAUCCAUCAUUGAUAAGCGGCCUUCACUUCCAGCAUCUCAUGGAGAAGACAUGCCCAAAGAACGGUACACUCAUGCCAGCACCAAUGCUAGAUAUCAGCUUCUUCGUCAAGUCUGGUCCUUGUGAACUUUGAGAGUUCUAUACGUGUACCUGAGCUCUUUUAUUAGAGCAUAAAUGAAUGUGGAGGAAAGGAUAUAGGGAAAAAAGAAACGAUAAGGAGUAGAAAGAAUCAAGAUGAUUGAAAGAUCUCGAGUAAUAAUAAAAUCCGACUCAAGCCCUGUACAGAAGAUCAAGUCCUUGGUAGAGUAGCAUUGAAUCAUUUUUACUGUUUCUGAAAAGUCUGUUUUGGAAAAACAGUACACAGAAAUCUUUUCGGGUUACUGUUUCUUGGCUUUUUAGUUGGGGCCUGUGGAUUUAGCUCGCGUCGGUUUGAAGAAAAAAAUCCCGCGCAUUAUUAGAUAUAUUGAAAAUUUUCAUGUAAUGCAGUUUUUUUUUUUUUUUAAACCAGAAUGUCAUAAAUGGAUGAAAUCAUGAAAUAGCAAGUUUCUUGAAAGUA